AUGAGGUGGCCCUGGUGGCUGCCACGCUAUCAAGAGCUCUCCACUGAGAAUUGGUCUCAAACCUCGUGGCAGAAGCCGUCCUGCGUCGCGUCUCCCCGCUCGGCGUCUGAGGUCCAAAGCAUCGUCGCGACGCUCGGCCGCAAAAAUGUCCCCUUCGCGGUGCGCUCGGGGGGGCAUUCUCCCGCCCCCUUCGACGCCAACAUCAAUACGGGCGUGCUGAUCUCCCUGGGCAAGCUCAACCAUAUCUCGUACGACAAGGAGCGGCAGACGGCCGGCAUCGGUCCGGGCGCCCGCUGGGGUGAGGUGUACGCCACCCUCGAUCCGUUCAACGUCACCGUCGUCGGCGGAAGAGUCGGUGAUGUUGGCGUCGGCGGUCUCGUCCUCGGAGGUGGACUCUCCUACCUGUCCAAUCUCUAUGGUCUGGCGUGUGAUAAUGUGCUGGAGUACAAGGUCGUCUUGGCCAACGGCACUUUGGUCACGGCAAGCUCCACGUCGCAUCCCGACUUGUUCUGGGCGCUAAAAGGAGGAGCAAACAACUUUGGCAUCGUCACCCAAUUCACCGUUGCCACCUACCCCAUCAAGGAGGCCUGGGGCGGCCUUCGCACAUAUUCCAUCGAGCAGAUGCCGCAGGUGCUGGAUGCGCUGCAUCAGUACCAGACCGCCGAGGACAAGGACCCGUACGCCAACCUGUUUAUCAGCAUCCCCAUCACCAACGCAACCGACUACGGCAUCCUCGUCACCUUUGUCUACCUCAAGCCGGUCGAGGAACCGCCCGCAUACGCCGCGUUUUACAACCUCACGCCAACUGCUGACGCGACCGCGCUCACCACGCUCAACGAUCUCAUGACCAACUUCCUCCAGCCCGAGUUUCCCAGAUACAACUGGUAUACCACAUCCUUCCGGCCCACCCCUUCCACCUACUCGGGCAUCAGCAACCUGCUCUUGACGGCGCCCGAGGUCGGCAAGAUCCAGGCCCUGACGGGCGGCACGCUGGUGGCCAGCUUCCAGCCCAUCGACGCGAGCGUCGGCGCGCUCUCCUCCCCUUCCUCGUCGUCCACCACCCCUAACCAGCCACCACCAUCAUCAUCAUCAUCAUCAUCAUCAUACGCGGGCAGGCAACCGCAGGGGGAUUGGGCAGGGAACGCGCUGGGGCUGCGGGCGGUGCCGCAGACGUGGCUGGCGCUGCAGCUGCUGUGGUGGGAGGCGGGCGACGACGGGGCGGUGGAGGCGGCGGCGCGGUCGCUGCACGGCCGCGUCGCCCGCCUCUCGCGCGCCGAGGGGUCCUUCCUCGACUACGUCUUCAUGAACGACGCCUCGUGGCGCCAGCCCGUCAUCGCCGGCUACGGGCCCGCCAGCCUCCGCCGCCUCCGCCAGGUCGCCCGCCGCUACGACCCGGACCGCGUCUUUGUCCGCCUGCUGAGGGGCGGGCAGAAGGUUCCCUGGGAGGAGGAGUGA
Messenger RNA from Thermothelomyces thermophilus ATCC 42464, 1455 nucleotides. RefSeq lists its product as uncharacterized. The transcript is spliced from 7 exons. The record is from RefSeq and is a predicted model, not a curated record. NCBI's taxonomy places the organism in Eukaryota, Fungi, Ascomycota, Sordariomycetes, Sordariales, Chaetomiaceae. Gene Ontology annotation, molecular function: FAD binding. The coding region runs from base 1 to 1455 and encodes 484 amino acids.